This is a messenger RNA of Phyllostomus discolor (pale spear-nosed bat), 2197 nucleotides long. It is a transcript of the gene TSPAN32, whose product is annotated as tetraspanin 32. The record is from RefSeq and is a predicted model, not a curated record. Gene Ontology annotation, cellular component: membrane. NCBI's taxonomy places the organism in Eukaryota, Metazoa, Chordata, Mammalia, Chiroptera, Phyllostomidae. The coding region runs from base 63 to 1904 and encodes 613 amino acids. The transcript has 9 exons.
UUCCCAAAAAGUGAGUUGUCACAGGACAUUUCUAACGGUGUUACAUAAGACGUGCUCCAAGAAUGAGGUUCCGAUUAGACCUGCCUCCCAGACUCCUCCCGGGAUUAAGGCCCUGGGCAGCACUCACCAGGGAGCUAGCCUCUGCUUGCACACUCCCCAGACGGGGAGCUCACCCCCUACACAGCUGCCUUCUGCUACUCACCCACCUCCUCCCAAGGUGUCUUCUGCGGCCACCCCAGGAACAAGGCGCUGCUGGGCCUCCUCCUGGCCGCCGUGGCGGCUCUCGCCCGCUUCGGAGCCCACUUUGCCGUCCUCCAGCGUGUUUCUCCAGAGGGGUCCCCCUACCAGGCCCUGCACCGCUGGGCCUUCCUCACGGGGAUCAGCCUGGCCGGGCUCCUCGGCCUGGGGGCCGUGCUGAGCGCCGCGGCCGCCGUGCGGGAGGCCCGACGCCUCAUGGCCGCGGGCUUCCUGUGCUUCGCGCUGGCGUUCUGUGCCCUGGCCCAGGUGGCCUUCUGGAGACUGCGCAACCCCACCCAGGUGGAGGACACCGCGUUGGACACCUACGACCUGGCCUACGACCGGGCGGUGAGGAGCCCGCCUGGCGCCUGGCGACAGGAGCUGCAGGCCAUCCAGGACACGUUCCUGUGCUGCGGGAAGAGCUCGCCUUCCGGCCUGCUGGGCGGCGCGGAGGCCGACCUGUGUCUGGGAGCGGAGGGUGCCUCGCAGGACUGCCUGCAGGGCAUCCGGAGCUUCCUGAGGAUGCACGGACAGGUCAUCUCCAUCCUGGCCAGCGUGGGCCUCGCCUCCAUGGUGUACGCAAUGCUGCUCAGCUCCUUCCUGUGGUUUGCCAUCUGCUCCGGCCGCAGCCUGGACCGCAGAGGGACCUAUGCCCUGAGCCCCCGAGCCCGCGGCCAGCAGCCCCGGGAGCCCAGCUUCUUCAGACGCUUCGAGGGGGGCCUCGCCCCUGCCCUGCAUCAGCUCGACGACCUGGGCCCCAGCGGACGCUCGGGGAGCCCCUGGCUGCUCCAGGACCACUGACGCUCUGUGCCGACCCCCCGCCCACUACCUGUCUGGCCACGGGGGCACCCCUGUCUCGGCCCCGUGCCCUUCUGGAGAACAAGCCGGGUCCUCUUCAUGGUGCUGGGGUGGGGAAGGGGAGCCCGGCCAGAGACGCGGCCCCCUGUGUGCCGACGGGGCCAGGGUCCCCCAUGGACUCCCCAGAACAGGCUGGGAGCUGGGCCGGAGCAGGGGAGCCUGGCGGGCUCUGCGGGGAGGCACAGGCCCCACGGGGCCGGCCAGGGCCAAGGCUCCCCUCUCGCUUGCCCCCGCGCCCCCCUGCCACCGCCACCACCUCCAAGGCAGCGAUGGUGUGGGGAGUCCUGUGCAGGGAACUUCUCCGGCUUCCCUUCUCCACGGGCUGGAGGGGGUGCUCGACCCUCGAGGGCUCAAUCUUGCGGCCAGUCGAGGCCGCCCAGGGGACCCCCCCAUCUGGAGGCGACAUCUCAUCGCACGUCCAGGGGGUGCCCUGUGCACCAGCCCCACCGGGUAGCCACAGCACCUGUCUGGGGAAUCGAGACCGUCCCCGGUGGGGUCGGGGCUGCGUCCUGCGAUCAGACCUCACAGCCCCGAGGCGGACGGCAGUGCGCCUUGCCUGGCGAGGCCACGGCCCAGCACAGCUGGCGAAGGGGAGAGGGUGGCGGGGCCCGCGCAGCUCCACAGACGGGCACCAAGGCCAACCAAGGGGGACCUCCCUCCGGGAUGUGCAGCCAAGGAAGGGACAGGCACCCACGAGGUCCCCCCGCUGUGUCCCUGCCCCCACAUCCCCCACACGUGCACCCCCAGAGCACAGGUGCGCCCACCUGCACCGCACGCGGCUGUCCUCCCGCCGCGGCCCUUGUCCCUGAAGGGAGGCCCCCAGCGUCUCUCGGGCCCUGCGUUCCGUGACAGUCGGCUGCAUUCCGGCCCCCGCCCUGCGGGUCUGUCCUCGUCAUCUCCCUGUCCUCCUCCCUGUCCUGUGCCCCACGAGAUAAGUUGUGACCAGAUGCCAGCACGGCAGGGGCGGGGGGGGGGGGGGGAGAAGCAAAGUGAGUGCAAGUCUGGGAGACGGAGAGGCCGAGCAGGAGGAGAAAUUCUGCCGGAAGCCACAGACUACUCCUCCGGCCGCUGGCCCGAGACUGGUGCCCGCGGGGAGCCACCU